CGAUCUGCCUUGGAGCCGGGGCCCAGGGUCUCCCCGGCCUGCCUGCCUCCCUCCCUGACGUCGUCGGGGCCCAUUGUGAGCCUGGCCUUGGCCCGGGGGGGGGGUCUCCGGGACUCCCGGGGCUCCUCCUGGCUGGCCCUGGCCGGGGGAAGGGAGGGAGGGAGGAUGUCGGCUGGCGGCGGCUGCGAGGGCGGCGCUGCUCCCGGCGGGGAGGGCCUGCUGCAGCGGACGCAGGUGGUGCUUCUCUCGGGGGAGCCCUGGGGGCUGGAGGGCGGCCAGACGGUGCUCGGCUCCUUCGCCCAGCGGCCCCUGGGCGCCUCCUCCCCUGGUGCUGCUGGUGCUGCUGCUGGUGGGGGGCAGCUGGUCUUCUUCCUCUGCCGGGCCUCCUCCCUGGGCGGCGCCUGCCCUCCUCCGUCCCGCCUGCGGGAGGCGCUGGAGGGGCUGCGGGCCCAGCUGCGAGGCUCGCCUCCCUCGGUGCUGGUCGGGGUGGUGGUCCAGCCCCCUCCGGAGCAGGAGGCCCAGGCCCUGCAGCGCCUCCAGGGCCUCCUCCGGGAGACCUUCCCCGAAGGCCAGCAGGGCCCCGAGCUCCACGCCGCCCUCUUCGCCCCCGGAAGGCCCCAGGGCGCCCUCCGCAUCCAGCGCCUGGCACCCCCCGACGACGGACCCCGGCCCCGGGACCACGCCAGGACUCUGUGGCCAGACAAGUCCCUCCUGAUGCAAGUCUUAGGAGCAGCCCUCUCCUUUGGGACCAUAGCCUACGGCAGCUACUACUUCUACAGCCACCCUCCCUUGUGAAAGGGGCUCCUCCGCCUCUCCCCUCCUCCUCCUGCUCAGAGAUCUCUUCCUCGUCUGGAGUUUGAUCUGUCAUCCAAAAUAAACCUUUUAAAAAAGAGAGACCAAUGGUCUGUAGGGAUAAAUGGACCUGGGAUGCUCUCCUUCCGUGGCCAGAGUCCCACCAGGAGGGAUGCUGAGGGUCAGGGGGGCUCAGCUGGCAUGGAGCCACGGGAUUUGAGGUUGCCAACGCCCAACCGGAGGACGGAGGACUCAGGAAGAGCCCCUCGGGCCUGGAAGAAUGGGCAAAAUGGCUACCAAACAGCCUUCAGCACGAGUUUCUUUUUCCCACAUAGUUCAAUGGGUGUCCUUUGGGGCUCCUCCAUGUGGUCCACAAGCAUCACUUCCACCUGCUUCCUGCUCUAACUGCUAGGCAGGCUGGACAUCAGGUGGCUCUUGGGAGUUGUCAUCCAGCACAUGAUGAGGAUAAAUGAUGGUUAACUUUACUCAUGCCCUGCCUUUGCCCCCAAAGUGGGGCUCAAGGUGGCUUACUACU
This is a messenger RNA of Sceloporus undulatus (fence lizard), 1327 nucleotides long. RefSeq lists its product as uncharacterized. The record is from RefSeq and is a predicted model, not a curated record. NCBI's taxonomy places the organism in Eukaryota, Metazoa, Chordata, Lepidosauria, Squamata, Phrynosomatidae. The transcript has 3 exons. The coding region runs from base 166 to 795 and encodes 209 amino acids.